CAUCCUCUCUCUCUGCAGAGGCGCAGGCGCCCAUGGCCAAGGCAUUUGAUGCGGUUGGCCACCGCAUUUGAUGCGGUUGGCUCCGGCCGAGGCACCCACUAGUAAAUUCUACCUUGGUGUAUAAGAAGAGCGAGAGGGAGGAGAGGAGAGGUGGAUGGCUGAGAAGUAGAGAAAGCUAAGAUCAUCGAGCGGGAGAGAACAGAAGAAGGAGGCUGGUGGCCGACUCACUCAAGCUUCGGGUGCCCGCCGGCGAUCAGAUGGCGCGUGCUCGUAUUCCCGAGCCUAAGAUGGACCUCUGCCUACCUCCCACGUUCGCGUAUCUUGAUCGAAGGGCUGGUAUGACUACAAAGAAGAUGCCAGGUCCAGUUGUGGCAGCAGAGUGGACCUGCACGAACCGAGGGGGACAUAAGAACAACGACUCUGUGCUUAACAAUCCUACAAACAACUUUCUUCUCAUGCUGCCUCCUCUCUUCUGCAAGGAGUGUCACCGUGUGAACCCUGCAGGGUAUUGUUGGGAUAUCCCGCACAUCAGCAUAAGGGAUGUGUUACUUGAUUUUCUCGUCCGGAAUCAAGGAGAUUACAAUACGAGCGUGGCGCAUGCAUUCUUGACUGCUGUGGAUGCCAUGCGCACGAUCCAUGAAGCAUUUACAUUUAGAGCAGAGCCUGGCACGGAACUCGAUGAUGGGCAUCUCUUCACCACGUACAUGCGUAUCUUCAAGACAGCAUUUGGCUACGAGACCGGUCCAUGUGCGCACCUGCGAUUUAAGAGGCCGGAAUGUAUCGCUUACAUCUUACAGAAUCACGGUGUGGGUUUUGAUUGCUCGAGCAUGCAGGACGGUUAUCGACAGAGGGCCACACCAGAUUUCACCCAGAAGAUAGGCAAAGUCUUUCGCAUAGCUAAUCGCGGCGGCGUUGGGCGCAUCGAGCAAAUCAUUAGGCUGAUAGCUGGAGGAUUCCCUCUGUUUUGUCAUUAUGCUGCUGGGAGAGCAUUCGACUUUGUGGAUGGAAACGAGGUAUAUCAUGCUCCUGCCAAGGCUGGCAUAAAUCACGCUGCAGUCUUGAUCGGAUCAGGCGUACAUGAGUAUCCAGGUGAAGGAUCCAAGAUUUACCUCCGCGCACGGGGUUCCAGGGAUGACGCCGCUAAUCCUCAAUCUGCUCUCCAAGGGAAAGGUGGAGACUUCAACAUUUGGGCGGAAGACGUCACUGAUGUGCUGGGGUUCCAUCUAGCCUGAAGCUUGACCUGCUUAAUAGUAAUGUGUGGGUGGUUCCACAUCCGCUGGACAGUAGCACCGCCUUGUGUUCCUUAGUCAGUACUAGUAGUAGUUGUCAAUGUUUCCUCCUACUGGUCUGUAAUACUAAGCACUUUAGUUGGGUCUCCCUUCUCCAACAAAUUUGGUUGUUGAUGAUGGGUUUCAGAUAGACCUAGGGUGUUGCUUUCUAGGGGAGGCUUCAAAAAACAGAGUUGUGGUACUAGUAAUUUGUUUGCAUAAGACAUUCGAGGCUUGUAAUUUAUGACUGUUUGUACUAGUACGGAGCAUGUACUCCGUGUUAUCCAACUUCCAUUAUGUA
This is a messenger RNA of Triticum aestivum (bread wheat), 1569 nucleotides long. RefSeq lists its product as uncharacterized. Lineage: Eukaryota; Viridiplantae; Streptophyta; Magnoliopsida; Poales; Poaceae. The coding region runs from base 258 to 1232 and encodes 324 amino acids. The transcript is spliced from 4 exons. The record is from RefSeq and is a predicted model, not a curated record.